This is a messenger RNA of Morchella importuna, 735 nucleotides long. RefSeq lists its product as uncharacterized. The coding region runs from base 1 to 735 and encodes 244 amino acids. The transcript has 3 exons. The record is from RefSeq and is a predicted model, not a curated record. NCBI's taxonomy places the organism in Eukaryota, Fungi, Ascomycota, Pezizomycetes, Pezizales, Morchellaceae.
AUGGCCGCCAUCAAGCCCCUCGCUAUCAUAGCCGGUGUAGGACCAGGAACCGGUGCCUCAGUCGCUCUAAGAUUCGCUCGCGAAUACACUGUGAUCCUUCUAUCUCGCACUGCCUCGUCUUUUGAUUCAGUUGUUUCGGAGAUCAAGUCAAACGGCGGAGAAGCCUACGGAAUCCCCACCGACAUCUCGAACGAAAAAAGUGUGAAGGAUGCAUUUGCACAGAUCAAGUCUAAUCAUGCGGAUACGCCGGUAGCUGCUGCAAUCUUCAAUGCCGCAGGUGGAUUUGUCAGAAAGCCAUUUUUGGAAGUUACACUGGGUGAAUGGGAUGGAACUUGGGCCGUGAACGGUCGUGGGGCAUUCCUUUUCUCCCAGUCAACCCUUCCUCUUCUAUCAGCAAGCACGAAUCUUCCUCAUCCACCAACACUGAUCUUCACCGGUGCAACCGCAUCUGUGAAGUCUUCCGCUCUCUUUACAACCUUUGCCACGGGAAAGUUUGCAUUGAGAGCACUCAGCCAAUCUCUUGCCAGAGAGUUUGGACCCAAGGGUGUUCAUAUUUCCCAUGCAGUGAUCGAUGGGGUGAUUGAUAUCCCGAGAACUAAAGAGUGGUUGACUGAGGUCCCUGAUGCCAAGAUUAGCUCCAAUGCAAUCGCGGAUGCGUAUUGGCAUUUGCAUACACAGCCUAGGACAGCGUUUACAUGGGAGAUUGAUAUCAGGCCAUAUGUCGAAAAGUGGUAG